Messenger RNA from Geodia barretti, 1069 nucleotides. The record is from the annotation of a GenBank genome assembly. Lineage: Eukaryota; Metazoa; Porifera; Demospongiae; Tetractinellida; Geodiidae.
GGGCGUGUAAAGAAAGAUGGCGUCUUCUGCAAAGGUGUUUUCUCUGUCGCGCGCUGCUUGGAAGCUGGCUAGAUGCUACAGCCAACCGGCGACAGGGCCCGUUGGGUUUAUAGGGCUCGGGAACAUGGGGCUGCCGAUGGCCCAGAAUCUCGUGACUCGUGGCCACCAGCUGGUGCUGUACGACAUAUCUCCCGGGAGAGUGGAGGAGGUGGGAGGGGGGGGAGGGUGUGGCGAGUCCGGCAGAGGUGGCUCGACGAGCCCACACCGUCAUCACGAUGCUGCCCUCGGGGAAGAACCUGAUGGAUUGCUAUGCCGGGGAAGGCGGUAUACUCAGUGCAGUCCAGCCAGGCUCUCUCCUGAUAGACUCCAGUACAAUAGCACCGGACGAAGCGAGAGAAGUGGCCAAACUGAGCAGAGAAAGCUCAGCAGAGUUUAUCGACGCUCCGGUGUCUGGAGGAGUGGGAGCAGCAAGAAGGAAUUCUGUCGUUCCUUGUGGGUGGGGCCAGCGAGAAUUACGCCAAGGCCACACCCAUCCUGGAAUGCAUGGGGAAAAACAUCAUUCACUGUGGUGACCAUGGCAACGGGCAGGCCGCUAAAGUAUGUAAUAACAUGCUGCUGGCCAUUGGAAUGAUCGGAACCAGUGAAGCCUUACAACUUGGGAUCAGACUUGGCUUGGAUCCCAAAGUCUUAUCAACCGUGAUCAACAGUGCCAGCGGGCGUUGCUGGAGCAGUGACAUUUACAACCCCUGCCCUGGAGUAAUGGAAGGGGUUCCCUCAAGUAAUGACUAUCAGGGAGGCUUCGGGACGGCUCUCAUGACAAAGGAUCUGGGAUUGGCACAGACGGUGGCCAAUGCCUCGGGGACAGUGACUCCACUGGGAUCACUAGCUCUCCAGAUCUACCGCCUAAUGACACAGUCUGGCUACUCUGGCAAAGAUUUCUCCUCAGUCUUCAAAUUUCUUGAGGAAAAACAGCAUUAGAUUUAUCAGCCAAGCAAUUACCCGUAUAGCUAUUAGGCAACCUAUAUUUUUGUUCAGAUCCCAUCUAAAUAAGUGUAUUAUGGACUGUUGA